This is a messenger RNA of Onthophagus taurus, 743 nucleotides long. Lineage: Eukaryota; Metazoa; Arthropoda; Insecta; Coleoptera; Scarabaeidae. The record is from RefSeq and is a predicted model, not a curated record.
UAGGCGCCCCAUCCGAACAACAAACGUACGAAUACGCAAAAACGAUUUUAUCACUCAUGGUUCAAGAGAAACACCCAGAUGGGAAAGUUUUAAUCAUCGGGGGCGGAAUUGCCAACUUCACCAACGUCGCGGACACUUUCAGGGGUAUCAUCACCGCGUUACGCGAAUACCAACACCGAUUAAUCGAGCACAAGAUAUCGAUUUUCGUUCGGAGAGCCGGCCCGAAUUAUCAAGAGGGUUUGAGACGAAUGCGAGAAGUUGGACAAACGUUAGGUAUUCCUUUAUACGUUUUCGGCCCUGAAACCCACAUGACGGCUAUUUGCGGAAUGGCUCUCGGUAAAAAACCGAUUCCAAUUGAAAGUUCGGUCAGUCACGAGACCACAACAGCCAAUUUUUUGCUUCCGAGCCAAUCUGGAUCGGCGAACAACCUGGCUUUUGAGAACGAAAAAUCUGAAACGGAUAAAGUUUUUCGAACUAACCAAGCUGACCAAGGAACAAAUUGCGAAGUUAGGAUGAUCGAGGAAGUCUCAGAGGGCGACGCAUCGAGGAAACUUCCCAUGUUCUCAGCGACCACGAAAGCAAUCGUUUGGGGGAUGCAAACUCGAGCUGUUCAAAGCAUGUUGGACUUUGAUUUUGUUUGCAGAAGAAUUGAACCGAGCGUUGUUGCUAUUAUUUAUCCAUUUACUGGGGAUCAUAAGCAGAAAUAUUAUUGGGGGCAUAAAGAAAUUUUAAUUCCAGGUUAA